Molecule: messenger RNA, 546 nt
Organism: Penicillium daleae
Lineage: Eukaryota; Fungi; Ascomycota; Eurotiomycetes; Eurotiales; Aspergillaceae
Exons: 1
Coding region: 1-546 (181 amino acids)
Source: RefSeq, a predicted model, not a curated record
AUGCACCUCGCUUGUUAUCUCUUUGCUUCUCUUCUUUUCCUUGGUGCCGUCGCAAAUCCUACCACCCAUCGCCACCAGUCGGGUUCGGGACUUCCUCUCAUCUGCCCAGGGUUAAGUACUCAAGAUAGAGGCUGUAUCCGCUACACUCGCGGGUUUGAUGUUACUGGAGUCGUGACUGAAGUCGACCUGGAGUUCCCGCAAGUGCGAACGGAAUGCGACUGUAUCCAGGAAUGCUUGAACCGGCUAGGCACCUGUGCUAAUUACGUCUACAAAUUCUCCACGCCCGAGUCUGUGAAGUCUGGCCACCGAACAUGUACACUCUACUCGGACUUCAACCUUCCAGCGCAGGUGACACUGCAGUUUGACUUGACAAGCAGCAACAACACGAACAUCAACGCUGCCGAGAUCAUUGCCAAUGGGAACAACCCUCAUGCGGGAGCUCUUGUUCCUCAGGCCUUCAAGGAUGAUAAUCUCAAUACCACCCCUGACCCGGAUGCUGUAUCUGGUCCUGUCUGGUCCCUUGCUAAUGGACAAGUCCAGUGCUAA